AUGAAUCAAGCUUCCACUCGGUCCCACUGCAUCUUCACCAUUCACAUAUCUAGCAAAGAACCUGGGUCAGACACUAUCCGACGAUCUAAACUGCACCUGGUGGACCUGGCUGGAUCCGAACGUGUCGCAAAAAGUGGAGUUGGUGGCAAACUGCUAACGGAAGCUAAAUACAUUAAUUUAUCACUACAUUAUCUUGAGCAGGUAAGGACCAUCCUGUCUCCUGCUUUACAUUAUUAGGCUCCUUUUGAUAAAUGUACUUUUAAAUUGACUCAGGUUUAACGUGCUGCUUUGAGCCCUCAUGAGAAACAUAGGGCUGAACAUAUUAGCCGUUACUGACCAUUAACUGAACAAUUUAGACUGUAUCAACACUUUUACUUCUAAAGUAUUUGAUAACUUUAAGUCUUUCAGUUUUGUUUUUUUGUCUGUUGCUCCUUUUGCUUCCCCUACCAUCAAUUUUGAAUGGUGACAUUUGUUUUGCAAUGCAAUCUUUCUACCAUUUUUCUCUUCUCUUUUUUUCAAUAACUAUGAACAUGGCGGUCUUCCGAAAUGAAUUAGAAAACAGGGUGGAAAUUACAAUGACGAAAAUGUUAAUUUGUUAGACUAAGAACACUUUAUUUAAUACAAUAAAAAAUAAUGAUGAAAUGUAACUAUAAUUUUUCAGAACAUUUUGAUAAAUAUCCCCCAAUGAGUUAUAUUUACAUUCUUUGUUACAUGCCUAUAUUAUAAAUCUCUAUAUUGCAUUCUUACAAUGUUACGUUUAACAUUGACAGCAGAUGCUAUUUCCAAUGCUAUGUUUAUUAAUACGUGUCAUGGCCAGUAGAGAUGUCGCGAACCGUCCGCGAACAUCUCGCGAACGGUUCGCCGCGGUUCGCCACGAGCUGUUCGCGGCGAACUCCGGUCAGCUGACAUGUCCCGGCCAAUCUCCAGCAGACCCUCCCUCCCAGGCCCUCCUACUUCCUGGACAGCAUCCAUGUUGUCCAGUAAGUAGGAAGGUCUGGGAGGGAGGGUCUGCUGGAGAUUGGCCGGGACGUGUCAGCUGACCGGAGUUCGCCGCGAACAGCUCGUGGCGAACCGUUCGCGAGAUGUUCGCGGACGGUUCGCGACAUCUCUAAUGGCCAGUAAUAGGUAGAACCAUCAAAUCCUCUGAAUCUUUUUAAUACAACAUGUAAAUAUUUCUUAUUUAGCUGCACUGUCUUCUUGCCGUAACUGAAUAUGGAUAAUUAUUGAAAAGACAAAGCUACUCUGUUGUUUGUCCGUAGCCUUUUCAUACUCUCUUUCCUCUAUUUUUAUUAAUGUGACUAUUUGCAGUUAUUUGAAACUUCCAUGUAAAUCCACUAAUUGUUUUAAAAUAACGGCCUUACGAGGUAGCAGGGAAAGAAGGCUGGUAGAGAUAGACUCAGCCUUGGACAUGACGCAGACCAAUCUGGAGGUUCCAGAUUGUGGAUUAAAUUGUGUUUUUCAAAUUAUUCAGUGAGAGUCCUCUGGCUGUCAGGCUCUCUAUUCUUUCUUCUGAAUGUGCUUAGCUACUGUGUCAAGCACAGCGGGUACUUGUGUUUUAUAAUCCUUUACAUAAAACGUUAAAAUGUUAAGCAGCUUCCAACUAGGGAGAAAAUUUAACUUCAUCAUUUAGAGACAUUACAAGGUAAACACAUUGGAUAUAAGUGCCCUAUUUCAAGGAAAACCCCCUUGGGGGAAUAAACAAUUCCAGAUCUGGUUGUACUUGUAGUGUAACAGAAAUCUAAAUGUGUAAUUCAUGCGCCAGUAUUACAACAGCUUUGGGCUUCGUCUCUAUUCUAUGAACGUUUAAAGGGAAACGAGUUGUUUAAACAUAGUGAGAUACAAACAAGUGUAGGAUCUUAAGUAUGAAGUAUUUGAUGGAAAAUAUUUCAGAAUACAGAGGACAACACACCUAGACUGAUAUUUUGGAAAUUAAUCAUCAUUUCAGGCAAAAUUCACAUAUCUUUGGUACUGAUGUUUUUUUUUUUGCAAAGGAAACUCAUCUAAUAUAUCAGUUCUUAUACUUUAGUGUGUAGGAAAGGCUUCAGACAUUGAAGCUUCAUGUCUGGUAAAAUAAUGCUGACAACAUUUGAACAAUUUGUUCCUUAACUCAAACUGGACUAAAACUACAAAAACGCAUGAGCAGAUGUACAUAUCCAGGCGUCAACCUAAGAUAGUUGUCAGUCCGACUAUACAGAUUUAAAACUUAUCGUUUAUACUGGUGAUCAUUUCCCUAGAAAAAAACUACUAAUCAGAGUGCUCUGAUAUAAUUAUAUCAGGAAAGGAAGGAAUACAAGAAAUGUAAACCUGUGUAUUUUAUUUAGCACAAUUACUGCUAAAUUACUGCAAAUGAGUUUCAAUAUGUCCCUGUUAUGACAUUCUCUGACCAAUUCUCUUAUUGUUGCAGGUGAUAAUUGCAUUGGCUGAAAAGAACCGAUCUCAUAUACCAUAUAGAAACUCCAUGAUGACCUCGGUGCUCAGAGACAGCCUCGGGGGAAACUGCAUGACAACCAUGAUCGCAACUCUAUCGCUGGACAAGAGGAACAUUGAUGUAUGUGAAAAAUUCCACCAUAUUUGUGUUAUUAGGCUGCCUUGAAUGUAGCGUUUAUGGGAAGAUUGCAUGUGAUAAGCUUCGUGUUCCUCUCCCCUCACUGUCCCUUAGUGGUCCUUCCUCUUUCCCACCUUAGUGUUUCUCCCCAACCCCCCCCAUAUUAGUGGUCCUGUCUCUGCCCCAAAUCCUUAGUGGUUCUCUCUCUCCUCCUUCCCCGCCCCUCUCAGUGGUCCUACCUCCCUCUCCCUCUUAGUUGUACUACCUCUCCACUUCCCCCUACCCCCUCUUUAGUGGUCCUCACUCUCCCCCCCCUUCUUGGUGGUCCUCCUCUUCCCUCCUUCUUGUGGCUCCUACUUAUCUUUGUAGUGCGGCAUGGGCGGCGAACCGUGGUACAGGAGCUUCUGUUUCCUGUACCCAGCCAGACUGACAGGAAGUGCUCUCUCAGUGAGCACUUCAUGUCAGUCCGGCCGGGUACAGGAAACAGAUGCUCCUGUACUGUAGUCUGCUGCUUGGCCACGUUACAAUGAGUGAUUGGCAGGAGGGAGCGAUGUGCGUUUCCAUCCUACCAGGUAACUCAAAUCUGGCGCCCCUAAGUCGCCUAUAGGAUGCGCCGGUCCUGGGUGUCACCCUCCCCCCGCCCCCCCUUCGUGCUGCACACCGUGGUCCGCACACCCCACACCCUCCUUGUGACGCCACUGUUUACAGAUCCUCUAACGGUAAUGGAAGCAGUGUGGUAGGCCAUUUGGUAUUUUUAUUUGUGAGUUGCUGGUAGUGACAGAUCACGAUUUAAUUCGCUGUUUCCAGCAAUCAGAAACACAUAAAAUAUUGCAUAUUACUCCUUUGAAUCAGGUGACAAUAAAGAACUUCAUCAUGAUUUUCAUAUAAAUGGUAACGAUUUGUCUCUCUAGGAGUCUAUUUCCACGUGCCGAUUUGCUCAAAGAGUUGCUUUAAUAAAGAACGAAGCCACGCUGAAUGAAGAGAUCGAUCCUCAGCUGGUAAGUGUGCUCUAAAACGUCACUUUACAGACUGCAAUUCAACAUCUACAUUGUGUUAAAAACAGUUUAGUAGAUAUACCCUAAAAAGCACAAAGCACAGACUAAAUUUCGCAGUAUCCUUUAUUCCCAAAGAUAAAAAAACCUAAAAAUCAUGCAAAAAUCCAAUCCCCCAAAUGUUGUGUACUCACAUACAACUGAGGAGAGGUGCUCCUUCUGAAUGCUGGAGGUAAAAUCCAGUAGUCUCCUCGGCUGUGCUCCCCACCGUAUGGGAGUCUGGUAUGGAACCUCACCAGAGUCAUUAAAGUGUAAAUAUGCGAUCAUUCACUGUCCGUCCGACGCAUUUCAUGAGUUAGUUCUCACUUUCUCAGGGAGCUGUAAAUAAUUGCUAAAGGAUGAUUCCAUAUAGAGACAUCCCCACUUUCUGCAGUGUACAUCAGUAAUUAGUUAAAAUAGCUGCUUGCUGGAGCCUUAUUAAAAUAUGAUUCCAGAACUUAUUUAUACAAAUAAUAAACAAUGUCAAGAAAAGAAAACCAUGAAUCACUAGACCCCUCAGUUGUAUGUGAGUACACUAUGUUGGGGACAUUGCAUUUCAGUAUGCUUUUUAUCUUUGGGAAUAAAGGAUACUGCACCAUAUAGUCUGUGCUUUGUACUUUUUAGGAUUUAUCUACAAAACUGUGAAAACAGAUGGCGAACAUAGCGUGGGAAAAUUCAAAAGAACUUUCCCACGCUGUGGUAAAAUAACACAGAGCACUGUGAUUGGAUGGCUUGAAAUCCAUUCAAAAGAACUUUCCCACGCUGUGUAAAAUUACACAGAGCACUGUGAUUGGAUGGCUUGAAAUCCAUCCAAUCACAGUGCUCUGUGUCAUUUUACACAGCGUGGGAAAGUUCUUUUGCAUUUUCCCACGCUGUGUAAAAUGACAAAGAGCACUCUGAUUGGCUUAAACCAGCCAAUCAGAGUGUUCUUAGCCUAAUUGCAGGGCGUGGCAAGGCUUUAUAAGCCUUCCCCCGCCCUGCAGAGCUCAGUCUGCGCAGAGCCCUCCAUGGGUGAAGAUGAAUUAUUUUUUUGUGCGCUCGUUUUUUUUUUAGUUUUUUUUUUUAAUUGCGUCGGUUCUUAUGGCUUUUUAUUUGGCCUUUUUUGGGGCUGAAAAAAGAAGAUUGUAGAAGAAAGAAAACAUCAAAUGGUGAGUUAUUUUUAUCCUCAUUAUUUUUAGGGUGAGGGGGGUAGGUAGGGAGAUCAUUUUUUUUUGGGGGGGAGGGGUGACUAGGGUCCCCCCCCUUUGUAUUUAGGGCCCCCACCCACCGCUCAGGGGUGGGGGCCGGGGGGACAAUAGGUCCCCCCCUUAUUGUUAUUUUUAGGGCCCCCACCCACCGCUCAGGGGUGGGGGCCGGGGGGGGACAAUAGGUCCCCCCCUUAUUGUUAAUUUUAGGGCCCGCACCCACCACUCAGGGGUGGGGGCCGGGGGGGGACAAUAGGUCCUCCCCUUAUUGUUAUUAGGGCCCCCACCCACCGCUCAGGGGUGGGGGCCAGGGGGGACAGUAGGUCCCCCCCUUAUUGUUAUUUUUAGGGCCCCCACCCACCGCUCAGGGGUGGGGGAUGGGGGGGACAGUAGGUCCCCCCCUUAUUGUUAUUUUUAAGGCCCCCACCCACCGCUCAGGGGUGAGGGCCAGGGGGACAGUAUUUUUAGGGCGCCCACCCGCCGCACAGGGGUGGGGGCCGGAGAGGGGGAGGACAGUAGGUCCCCCCCCUCAUUAUCUUUAUGGCCCCCACCCGCCGCCCAGGGGUGGGGGCCCGGGGGGAGGACAGUAGGUCCCCCCCCUCAUUAUCAUUAUGGUCCCCACCCGCCGCCCAGGGGUGGGGGCCGGGGAGGGGGGAGGAGAGUAGGUCUCCUCCCCCCCCCCUUCAACCACUAUUGUGGCCAGAAAGAGUCCCUGUGGGUUUUAAAAUUCGCCUGCCUAUUGAAGUCUAUGGCGGUUCGGCGGGUUCGCCCGGUUCGCGAACAUUUGCGGAAGUUCACGUUCGCCGUUCGCGAACCGAAAAUUUUAUGUUCGCGAUAUCACUAGUCAGUGAUGUUUCCGUUUUUUAAUCACAAGUAUCCACUACGCUCCCGUUUCUGUGUUUAUUCUUAGAUGAUCGUACGUCUUAAGAAAGAAAUCCAAGCACUGAAAGAUGAAUUGUCCUUAAUCACUGGAGAACAGAGGACGGAGGAACUGACCCAUGAUGAGAUUCUAAGGUAUUUUUAUAAAAUUAUCUAAAGAAAUUAUUCGUUCACCUAGUGUCGUCCACCUGGGACCUAUGAAAAAACUAGAAAAGUUUGUUUUAAUGUGAGGGGGUGCUUUUUGGCGAUUGUCAUGUAGAAAACCUGUUGGUUUAGAAGACCUGGUUAUGAUUCCUAUCUGCACUACUUACUACAGCUACUGAUCCACAUCUCCUUUCUCAAACCUCUAGACGGGCUCCAUGGAUUUAAUACCUUUUUAGUAAAUACUGUCAGUAGGUCUACUGCACUUGGAUUUUUUGGAGAUUUUCUGUACUGGCUGCCCUUGUCUACAUGUACAAUCAGAGUUUUUUGUAUUCUGUAGACAGUGAUAUACUUUGUCUGGAACUGUACGCGCAAUACCUAUAACGAUGCCAUUGUUUCUCAUGGAUAGAAGGGAGAGGGCUUAAUAAUUAGUCCUAGGAAGCCUUGCUUCUUUAUUUCAUUUACUGUCCACCUGCUAAUGGGUGGGAGCUGUGGGGGGACAAUAGUAAUGGGGGUAGUCCCAUACUAAUUUAAGGCACCCACCGCUAAUGGGUGGGGGCUGGGACACUAGGUACACUGUUUAGUUUUGUAGCCCCCACUUAUGGGGCUGGAGGAGAACGCUAUGUCCUCCCCUGUUAAAUAUUGUAAUGUGGGAUCUGUGCCAGGCAUGUGUGUGUCUGGUCACCCUGUAUUGUAAUUGGGGCAGGGGGACUUUUUUUACAUGCCCGUCCUCACGGCAUAGUAGGGGUAUGAGGAAGAAUGUUUACUAAGUAUUUUUUACUUCGUAUUAGUAAAGUUGGUCUAUCAGCUUUCUAGUAAAUAGCUCCCUAAUACUUGUGGGAUUUAGGAGGCUAUCUUCUAAACAGCUGCAAGAUGCAACCAUGGCACAAUCUUAAUGAUUUCUUAAUGAAAUUACAAACUGAAAAUAAUGCCCAAAUUUAGUUCGAAUACAAAUGGACAAACUGCUGACAUUCUCUUCGGACAAAAUUCUGUCACUUUGGCGGCGCCCUAGUCUAAAUGGCAGGACGUUCAGAAUUGGCGAAAGGAAGCAACGUAAGAACAUGGAGCAAAGUGAAUAUUGUGGGAGAACUGUGUCGGACACAGGAAAUGGAGCAUGUGUCAAAGAAGGUCAAGCUUACGAAAAAUACAUAAGUAAAAGUAGUCCCUGCUAGAGAACUAGAUCAGGAAUAAAAAGACAAACUCUGAAAGUACAUCUUUAAUGAACUGAGAACAGAUUCUGCUUACACUUACACUGCAGUUUCCAAAUCUCUGCUAUAUAUGACAUCUCCGGCAGUUCUGUUACCAGGGUUUUCUUUAUAUAAAUCAACACAAAAUAAUAUCCCAACCAUAAAGGCAAUGAUUUCCACACGAGAACCAAUUCAUUCCCAGAAUUCCUCAGUGCAGAGAUGUAUUCAAUAAAAAAAUAAUGCACCGUAGAUUUAAAAAUAUCAAUACAAUUGUAACGGAUCACCUGGCACCCGGACUGGGUACCUCCGUUGAAAGAUGCUCCUAGCACUUCCUGAGGACUCCAAGCACUGCAGCAGACACCACAACCACCGAACAAGAGAAGCAUACGAAUGCUCUCAAGCAUCUGAAUGAUGUAAGCAGCUGAACAGGAAUAGCAUACAAUCAGCUUACACUCCUGGCAAUCAGCAUACAAUCCAAUUCCCCCAAUAACGAGACGACACUUCGUUUUGAGGUCAAGCAGAACUGACUGUACUGGCACAUACAGCCUCUUUUAUUCCCAAUCCACAAACUUAGUACUGCCAACAGGGUUUUAGAGAACAACCAAUAACACACGUACAUUACAGAAAACACUCCCAGCAAUUAUACACAAAAUCCUCCCCUCUGCCUGUGAUAUAAUUAUGGUACACAAUGGGUUAACAUAAUUAUCACAAGCAGGAAAAAUACAGUUUUUAUACAGGUGCUAUAACUUUAAAAAUAUACGUCCAAUCUUCAUAAAAAUUACAUAUUCAGAAUCCGCAUGCUUGAAAUAUACACAUAUUCAAAAAUCAGGGCAAUCGGUUCAGGGGUUAAAAAGUUAAGGGAAAGUCCUAUUUGACCAAAUGAAGCAUGGUUUUUCUGCCCAAAACCAGAUCCACAGAGUCUUCUAUCCUGGAGAUAAUUGGGAAGUAAUCCAAUUAUCUCCAAGGACAGAGGCAAAACUCCAUUAACCACAUGGCAGUACAAGACAGUAAAAUACAAUAAAAUACACAAGGUUACAUUUAUUACAUAAAAUACAGACAUGCAACAUAUCCCCGGAUAGCUUAGAUCUGAGCGCAAAUUAUUACUGAAUGGCGCUCAGAUCACAUACAUACAAAUCAAUUGCCAUGGAGCCAAAGUCUUUCACCUAGUCUUUCGUUAUACGAAUGGGCUCCAUGGCAUAGCUGUCUGGGGUAACACUGCUUACAUAGGGAAAGUACCAAAUGACCCAGUUUUCGGGUCUUUGCAGGGGAAAAUCCAGCAUUUCAACAUGGGGCCAUAGUCACAGGGCAGGAGGCUGGCAAUCAGUCUUCUCCAAUUGCCAGUGGUGAGGUCGGUUUCGCCACAACAAUAUAUUAACUUUUUUUUAGUGCCACAUGAUUGUGCAAAGUACACAUUUGAUGACAGAGGGAUUUUAAAGGGACCUUGCGCACAAGCCAUGGGCCGUGAGACUAAUCAGAUUGUCUCCACCAGUUUAUACUCGUAUAAAGUAAUGUUUCUUGUUAUAGUUUUCCUGUCCCGGACAGCAUUAGGUCUAAAGGCUGGCCUUUUAUCCACCAUAGUUUUCAAAAAAAUAACUCCUAAACCAACCCCCACACGUUUUGGUUAUGUCCUUAUUGUCUGCCCAUGUUUCAUGUUUAGUCUUUUAGGUUUAGAAAGCUUGUUCUUUGUUUUCCUUCACUUGAAUUCCAAGAGAUAAAAUACUUGUGACGCUGCUAUUUGCUAACGUCCUUAGACGGAGUCUAAGCAGUUUUUAAAGUGUCACUUUACUAGUAGUGAUGUCCCAAAUGGUUCGCCAAACGGUUCGCGAACGGUUCGCCACGAACGGUUCACCGCGGACUCAUCAUUGAGUAAACUUUGACCCUGUACCUCACAGUCAGUAGACACAUUCCAGCUAAUCAGCAGCAGACCCUCCCUCCCAGACCCUCCCACCUCCUGGACAGCUCACUAAGAAUGCAGCUUCACAAUGGAUGCUGUCCAGGAGGUGGAAGGGUCUGGGAGGGAGGGUCUGCUGCUGAUUGGCUGGAAUGUCUCUGCUGACUGUGAGGUACAGGGUCAAAGUUUACUCAAUGAUGAGUCCGUGGCGAACCGUUCGCGAACUGUUCGGCGAACCGUUCGGGACAUCACUAUUUACUAGCCAAAUGAAAAAACAAAACAAACAAUGUUUAGAGCUAUACCCCAAUGAUAAAACACAUGCAUUUUUUUCCAUUGGAGGUGUAUCUAAAAACAGCUUGCAAAAGCUACAGAUCUCUUGUUUGCAGCCUUUGUAAGCCCUCCCCUUCUAAACCCGACCAGACUUUCUGUGGCUGUCCAAUCACAGACUUCCCAAUGCAGCUCAGAGAAAGGUACGUGGAAAGAGUCCUGCACCCUCUAGAAUUCAUACUUUGCAGAAAACAAGCCUCUUAAUCAAAGACCUGCUUACCUAGCAUUCAUACUGCAGGGUAGCACUUUUCAUGCUCUUCCCUUCAAUGUAAAAACAUUAUGUGUCCUGGGAAACUGUGCUGGACCUGGCAGUUCUAACUAUGGAUGUCAAUUUCCCAUUGUACUAAUUCUGCCUCAUACCUUUUACUGUCUGUCCAGGUCUUUUUACAUGUAAUAACGUAGGUUUGAUCUGUAAAUGACUGACCCACUAACCUGAGAUUCCGUUUAACGCGACACAGCUGUUUUAGAUUUUGGUGCAGUUAUAUAACCAGAUAAAAUAGAAGUAUGGUUUCCUUACUGAUACAUUUAAUGCAGAGAAAAUAGAUUUAGCAAUUUCUUGGAAACAUUUGAAGCAAAUAGUUAAGGACUGGUUAAACUGCAUUCCAUUGGGCUACAUAUUAGCAACAAGCCUGGAAUAUUCUAAUAAUUGUAUUUCGAGUUAAAGGAUUCUGCAAGUUAAACUCCGCUUUCAGUUUGUGGUUAUAUCAGUCUUUUGGGGUCAUUUUUGUAUCAUAAAUUGAAUUCUUGACAUAGGUUAUUAUGAUUCAGAUUUAUCUUCCCACUGGAAUUCUGAAACGGGUUUUAUUAAGAACAAAAAAAUAUAAAAAAUGUCAAAUCCUUCAAAUGUACAAAGCAGGAAUGUGUCCUUAUCCCCAUAAACAUUUGUUUAGUGAUAUGUGUAUAUAUUAUUGGAUGUUGGCUUCACACACGCGCCUUUUAACAUUUGACAUUUAAAAAGCGCAAUCUGUGUCCAAAAGCAGCACAUAGCGUUUUGAAUGCUGCCAUUUCAAAGCAAUCAAUCCAUUUAUAUCUCAUCACCUUAAUGUUCAAACCAUAGUUAGCAGCUGUACCCCUUUCUACCUCCCAUCCAAAAAACUGUCCUGUUUGCAAUGGAACUGAUUAACACCAGUAAGUUCCAUUGCUGAUUUUGGCUCCCAUCAUCCUUUACAGCAGUGUGUUAUGGUUUAGUUGCACUUCUGUAACCCAUUUUACAAUAUUUUAUUUUUAAAUCGAGGUAUAGUAAUGUCUUUUGAAUGCUGACCUCUUGCGUAUUCUGGAAGAGGAGUGACUCUAAGCUACUUAGAACACUCUAUAAAAAUUCCCACCACCCGCAAGUAGUCAGUGAACACAAAUUUCGGAAAUCUUGGCUUAAGAUUCAAAGUCAUAAGGGUUUCAUCCAAUCUUAGAAUCUUGGGGUGAAUAGUCAAAGCUUUAAGAACACAAAGUCCCAAGAUUUUGAGUAGUAUUUGCUUUUUAUUUUGUUUGUCUGUUUUAGAGUCCUUCGUGAACGUGAAUUAAUUUUCUCCUAUCUAAAAGCUACAGUUUAGUUUUAUUUUGUUUAUUUUUCUUUCUCUAAAGAUGUAUCUGGGAUAUAGCUCUUUACUAACCCUGUAUACCCCGUAAUUAAAAAAAACCCAGAUACAUUAAAAACGCAUUAUGAUUGUAUUGAUGAUUACGCUGUGUAUUGUUUAUCAGUUGUUUUUAAUUAUGUGAUGUAUAGCUCCUCUUGAAUAUUUAAUGAAAAGAGGAGUUCCUUUCAUGGAAAGAUAAUGUUGGACUGUUUAGGCAAACCGGCACUGUAAAGACUGAUAAACAUGAGCGCAUAUAAGCGCGCUCUGGGUGUCCGUCGCACUAUCUUGAAAAAGAUAUCUUGAAACAUGUUGAAGUGCGAGCGGCAUUAUAAUUCUUGAGCUUGGCAGGAGAGUAGCGGUUUCCAGCUCCGGCGUCCUUCCACGAUCAAAUCAUCGUUCCCCGGCUUGAAUAUCCAGUCAGAACCUGUAUGACAGGAGGCUGGACGUUAAAGUCUUACAAACUACUGUACACCAACGCUUACUUUGUGGUUUUUUGGAAACAAGUACCAAACAAUUUAAAUGUAAUGGUUCACUUUGGGGGAGAGUUUUUUUUUAUUUGCUACAAUAAAUACAGUGUUACACUAUGUGGAUCUCCUUGUAUCCUUUUUAAGGUACUGUGGAUAGUUUUGCGAACACUGCAUUCAAGGAGUGUGGAUCCAACUUUUGUGGUAAUAUUACCCCCCUACAUGAUGGACAUUAUACCAUAUGAUUUAUAUAUUGGAGUAGGACAUGCUGUGUCAUAUAUGCUGCUAAUUCUAUUUAAGUCAUUUAUUUUUACGAAAUUUUUAAGGUGCAUAUGCUGCUUUUCUACUUCAUAGUUUAUAUGUGGAUUACCUGGAUUGUGUAAUAAAGGGUUUAUUCACUUGAGCGCUGACACUUUGAUUAGCAUUGUUUUAUGUGAACAUUUAAAGGAAGUUUCUUAUGUGUAUAGCUGCUUUUUCUUUAUAUAUUUUUUAUUUUGAACCAUUUAUUUUGCACUCUCUUGUUUACUGAUACAUAUCUGGGAUAUAGCUCUUUACUAACCCUGUAUAUCUGGGAUACAGCUAUUUACUAACCCUGUAUAUCUGGGAUAUAGCUCUUUACUAACCCUGUAUAUCUGGGAUAUAGCUAUUUACUAUCCCUGUAUAUCUGGGAUACAGCUCUUUACUAACCCUGUAUAUCUGGGAGACAGCUAUUUACUAACCCUGUAUAUCUGGGAUACAGCUAUUUACUAACCCUGUAUAUCUGGGAUACAGCUAUUUACUAACCCUGUAUACCUGGGAUAUAGCUCUUUACUAACCCUGUAUAUCUGGGAUACAGCUAUUCACUAACCCUGUAUAUAUGGGAUACAGCUAUUUACUAACCCUGUAUAUCUGGGAUAUAGCUAUUCACUAACCCUGUAUAUAUGGGAUACAGCUAUUCACUAACCCUGUAUAUAUGGGAUACAGCUAUUUACUAACCCUGUAUAUCUGGGAUAUAGCUAUUCACUAACCCUGUAUAUAUGGGAUACAGCUAUUCACUAACCCUGUAUAUCUGGGAUAUAGCUAUUUACUAACCCUGUAUAUCUGGGAUAUGGCUCUUUACUAACCCGCAACUGUAUCUGGGAUACAGCUCUUUACUAACCUGUAUGUCUGGGAUACAGCUCUUUACUAACCCUGUAUAUCUGGGAUACAGCUCUUUACUAACCCUGUAUAUCUGGGAUAUAGCUCUUUACUAACCCUGUAUAUCUGGGAUACUGCUCUUUACUAACCCUGUAUAUCUGGGAUACAGCUCUUUACUAACCCUGUAUAUCUGGGAUAUAGCUCCUUACUAACCCGUUAUAUCUGGGAUAUAGCUCCUUACUAACCCUGUAUAUCUGGGAUACAGCUCUUUACUAACCCUGUAUAUCUGGGAUACAGCUCUUUACUAACCCUGUAUAUCUGGGAUAUAGCUCUUUAUUAACCCUGUAUAUCUGGGAUAUAGCUCUUUAUUAACCCUGUAUAUCUGGGAUAUAGCUCCUUACUAACCCUGUAUAUCUGGGAUAGAGCUCUUUAUUAACCCUGUAUAUCUGGGAUGUGGCUCUUUACUAACCAUCUGUAUAUCUGGGAUAUAGCUCUUUACUAACCCUGUAUAUCUGGGAUAUAGCUCUUUACUAACCCUGUAUAUCUGGGAUACAGCUCUUUACUAACCCUGUAUAUCUGGGAUAUAGCUCCUUACUAACCCUGUAUAUCUGGGAUAGAGCUCUUUAUUAACCCUGUAUAUCUGGGAUGUGGCUCUUUACUAACCAUCUGUAUAUCUGGGAUAUAGCUCUUUACUAACCCUGUAUAUCUGGGAUAUAGCUCUUUACUAACCCUGUAUAUCUGAUAUAUAGCUCUACUAACCCUGUAUAUCUGGGAUAUGGCUCUUUACUAACCCUGUAUAUCUGGGAUACAGCUAUUUACUAACCCUGUAUAUCUGGGAUACAGCUAUUUACUAACCCUGUAUAUCUGGGAUACAGCUAUUACUAACCCUGUAUAUCUGGGAUAUAGCUAUUUACUAACCCUGUAUAUCUGGGAUAUAGCUCUUUACUAACCCUGUAUAUCUGGGAUAUAGCUAUUUACUAACCCUGUAUAUCUGGGAUAUAGCUAUUUACUAACCCUGUAUAUCUGGGAUAUGGCUCUUUACUAACCCUGUAUAUCUGGGAUACGGCUAUUUACUAACCCUGUAUAUCUGGGAUAUAGCUAUUUACUAACCCUGUAUAUCUGGGAUACAGCUAUUUACUUACCCUGUAUAUCGGGAUAUAGCUCUGUACUAACCCUGUAUAUCUGGGAUACAGCUAUUUACUAACCCUGUAUAUCUGGGAUAUAGCUCUUUAUUAACCCCUGUACAGGAAGUGCAGAAUUAUUAGGCAAGUUGUAUUUUUGAGGAUUAAUUUUAUUAUUGAACAGCAACCAUGUUCUCAAUGAACCCAAAAAACUCAUUAAUAUCAAAGCUGAAUAUUUUUGGAAGUAGUUUUUAGUUUGUUUUUAGUUUUAGCUAUGUUAGGGGAUAUCUCUGUGUGCAGGUGACUAUUACUGUGCAUAAUUAUUAGGCAACUUAACAAAAAACAAAUAUAUACCCAUUUCAAUUAUUUAUUAUUACCAGUGAAACCAAUAUAACAUCUCAACAUUCACAAAUAUACAUUUCUGACAUUCAAAAACAAAACAAAAACAAAUCAGUGACCAAUAUAGCCACCUUUCUUUGCAAGGACACUCAAAAAGCCUGCCAUCCAUGGAUUCUGUCAGUGUUUUGAUCUGUUCACCAUCAACAUUGCGUGCAGCAGCAACCACAACCUCCCAGACACUGUUCAGAGAGGUGUACUGUUUUCCCUCCUUGUAAAUCUCACAUUUGAUGAUGGACCACAGGUUCUCAAUGGGGUUCAGAUCAGGUGAACAAGGAGGCCAUGUCAUUAGAUUUUCUUAUUUUAUACCCUUUCUUGCCAGCCCCGCUGUGGAGUACUUGGACGCGUGUGAUGGAGCAUUGUCCUGCAUGAAAAUCAUGUUUUUCUUGAAGGAUACAGACUUCUUCCUGUACCACUGCUUGAAGAAGGUGUCUUCCAGGAACUGGCAGUAGGACUGGGAGUUGAGCUUGACUCCAUCCUCAACCCGAAAAGGCCCCACAAGCUCAUCUUUGAUGAUACCAGCCCAAACCGGUACUCCACCUCCACCUUGCUGGCGUCUGAGUCGGACUGGAGCUCUCUGCCCUUUACCAAUCCAGCCACGGGCCCAUCCAUCUGGCCCAUCAAGACUCACUCUCAUUUCAUCAGUCCAUAAAACCUUAGAAAAAUCAGUCUUGAGAUAUUUCUUGGCCCAGUCUUGGCGUUUCAGCUUGUGUGUCUUGUUCAGUGGUGGUCGUCUUUCAGCCUUUCUUACCUUUGCCAUGUCUCUGAGUAUUGCACACCUUGUGCUUUUGGGCACUCAGUGAUGUUGCAGCUCUGAAAUAUGGCCAAACUGGUGGCAAGUGGCAUCGUGGCAGCUGCACGCUUGACUUUUCUCAGUUCAUGGGCAGUUAUUUUGCGCCUUGGUUUUUCCACACGCUUCUUGCGACCCUGUUGACUAUUUGAAUGAAACGCUUGAUUGUUCGAUGAUCACGCUUCAGAAGCUUUGCAAUUUUAAGAGUACUGCAUCCCUCUGCAAGAUAUCUCACUAUUUUUGACUUUUCUGAGCCUGUCAAGUCCUUCUUUUGACCCAUUUUGCCAAAGGAAAGGAAGUUGCCUAAUAAUUAUGCACACCUGAUAUAGGGUGUUGAUAUCAUUAGGCCACACCCCUUCUCAUUACAGAGAUGCACAUCACCUAAUAUGCUUAAUUGGUAGUAGGCUUUCGAGCCUAUACAGCUUGGAGUAAGACAACAUGCAUAAAGAGGAUGAUGUGGUCAAAAUACUCAUUUGCCUAAUAAUUCUGCACUCCCUGUAUAUCUGGGAUACAGCGCCUUACUAACCCUGUAUAUCUGGGAUAUAGCUCUUUAUUAACCAUGUAUAUCUGGGAUACAGCUCUUUAUUAACCCUGUAUAUCUGGGAUGUGGCUCUUUACUAACCAUCUGUAUAUCUGGGAUAUAGCUCUUUACUAACCCUGUAUAUCUGGGAUACAGCUCUUUAUUAACCCUGUAUAUCUGGGAUAUAGCUCUUUAUUAACCCUGUAUAUCUGGGAUAUAGCUCUUUACUAACCCUGUAUAUCUGGGAUACAGCUAUUUACUAACCCUGUAUAUCUGGGAUACAGCUAUUUACUAACCCUGUAUAUCUGGGAUAUAGCUCUUUAUUAACCCUGUAUAUCUGGGAUACAGCUCUUUACUAACCCUGUAUAUCUGGGAUACAGCUAUUUACUAACCCUGUAUAUCUGGGAUACAGCUAUUUACUAACCCUGUAUAUCUGGGAUAUAGCUCUUUAUUAACCCUGUAUAUCUGGGAUAUAGUGCUGCUCUUUACGAACCUUUUUCGAUCCAUUUGGCAAACUAUUUCAUCUAUAUAUUGAUUGUGCUGUUCAAAUAAUGAACGAUAGUAUAGCUCUCAAAUAUAACACCUAAUUUCUUUAUAUAACAACACUUUGUGGUACAAGGGGCUAAACAUCCUGUGUGUGGCACAGACAAAUUGCAAUGUCCCCUGAUGCAGUUCUGGAAGCAGCCAUGUUUUUUGAAGCUGAAAUUACAUUUGAAAAUCAUUAUUCCCAUUCUGUAAAACGUCAGCUAUCCAGAAGUUGUCAUUAAUGGUGGGGAAUGGCACUAUAAUAAGGAAAAAUAUAACUGCUGCCAAAAACCACGUUCUCUAUCUACUGCAACUGGUAUCCCCAUAGUCAGGAAAAUCUUUUAAAACACAUUAUAAGUUUGUUUUAAAUUCUGUCUCUUUAAUAUUUGAAUAAAAAUGUAAAGAUUGACACAACCAUAUCAGUGUAAAAAUAGCUUCUAACUCUACACUUAGAGCAUCACCGUGCCCACCAGCCUGUCAAUGGUCUACCAGGCAUCUUUCAGUGGGUUACAGUGUCUCCCUGUUACCGUGGCGAAAGACCCUUGUUAAUCAGGGUUCCUGUUAUAAAUGUGUUAAAGUGGAGUGGGAGAUUGUCACCCACUGACAGAUGUUUGCGGGUCGGAGAUACAGACUGGCCUGGGAAUUUGUGGACACUGUCAGCGUAAAGAUACACAUUACUAUCACGUUCUAUGACUAGGACAAUCCGCAGGCUUCCCACUGGAAAAUGGAGACCACCUGGCAAUGGGAAAAAUGUCUUGUAUUAUUUCAUUUUCACCUGAAGUCACGUGCAAUCUUUUUUCUUUUUUUUUCCUUUCAGUCUUGUCAAAGAUUGAAAAGGUAGAACUUUUUGUCUUGUGUCUCUAAGUUACUUAAAACCAAACGCAGGGUGUGCAUCGUCUGACAACAGGGCACCUGGUCAUCCUUGCCUACUCACGCACAACCCAGGUACUAAUGCAUGCAUGUCAAGGACCGCAGGUUACUCAGAAUUUGGUUUCUUAAGGCAGUUCAGCCCUCUCCCCCUCCCCAUCUAAGAGGCGGGACGUGUCUCAAGUUCCUCAAGGAAGUCUUUGCAAGUUUAUCUGAGAAGUUUGUGCAUCUGUCAGAGGCGGGAGUCCCUAGCAGCCCAGGUGUCAGCGUCUGGAGUUGUAGGAUCACGACAUAGUAAGUAAAUGGAGGGUACGGAUGAUGAUAGGGGGGAAGCGUGGGGGUGUGUGAUCUCCAAUACAUGCAUUCUGUGUCUCUUUCUUUACCAUUCAGAUGUGUAAAAGCAUCUGGCAAACAUUUCAUUUAUUUAAUCGCACAAAAAUUAAGCAGUUGGUUCUGGAUAUUAUUAUUUGCUAGAUAAUACCAACUCAUUCUGUAGCAAGGUACAAUGCUAAGAGAGACGCAUAAAUCAGAGUAUAUAAUUUAUUAUAAUGCAUUUUUAUCUGUGAAAUAUUUAUUAUAGCAUCAACAUAUUACCUAGUGCUUUGUAAGGCUGGCAGCCAGAUUAUACAAAUUUAUUGAAAUGCACAAAGUGUAUUAUUAUUAUUUUUGUGCCCGCUGUGGGGUAAUGUGUCUGUUGCGUACAUACAUGGGGUUCACAUGGGUGCCCAUGUAGAAUUAGAUCAAACAGGGGUACAAAAUUCUACCCAUCUCAGCAGUUAUUAUAUCCUCCUCCUCUCUCUCUCUCUCUCUCUCUCUCUCUAUCUGUCCUGUCUCUCCCCUCAUUAUACAGCCUUUCUGAAGCUUGCAGAGUUCAUUGCUCAGUGUGAGACAUAUAGUAUUGGUUUUCAGUCUGCUCUUUGUAGCAGUUUAACCGUUUCUGUGUGCAGUGUGAAACUUGGCAUUGUUAACUUCCACGAAACGCUCUUCUCUUUGCCUGUUCCAAACUCUCUCUCUGCCUCUGUGUUUCCGUCUCUCAUCUGUCUCCCCUUUUUUUCUCUCUGUCUCUCUCACUCAUUUGUCAGUGAAUUUCUGGAUGUCUCGGUUUACGCUGUCUGAUACAGUCUCACUCUGUAACCCAGAGCCUGGGUUUUCCUGUUGAGGCAUGCAGAGAGGAAUUUUAAGGAUCUCAUACUAUCAGCGCACUCCAAUCAUUGUAUGACUUUUGGGAAAGGAUUUAGCAAGCUCUGAUCCUUUAGCUGUCACUGGGUUCAAAAUUUAAAAAGGGAAAAACAAACCACAGUAUUAGAACCAGUAUGAUUGGCUUGUCCCUCCCAGAUUUAAUCUUUGCUUUUCUACAGUAAAGCUCUGGUGACCCUUGUCCUAUCUGUUAGUCAUGUUUUAGCAAAGUGCGCUUUUCAAAUAUUUUUCCGCGUUUAAAGCCUUUAUGACAGACAGCAUGCCGGAACAUGCCAGCCCUGCAGAGAGACCAUUCCAUGCAUUCACUACUCUGUACAAUUGUCUAUAAUGUCUCCCUUACUUUGAAAUUUAUUCCACAUUGUGAUUUUCAUUUUUUUCAAUUCUUCUGACUGCAAGGGGGUGAGUGACUCAUUGUGUGUUUGAAAAUCAAAUUUAUCCUUUUUUUGUCUCCUCUUUUAAAGUGGAACUUAUAGUAAGGGUAUUUUUCAGUCUUGCGUGUUUGGUUAAUAAAACCACACUCUGACAUCACAACUACCUUCAGAAAAUGGCAGAUCGGCCCUUUCGUGCAAAUAUACUUCAAUUUUCCAUGAUGCAAUUAAUUUUUUACAGUCUGCGAGUUUUACUAAUUUUCCCGGAUUUGUAAAGCCAGGUUGGUUCUUUAGACCUUAAAUUUGAAAAUCUCACUUUAGUGAUUAACCCUGUCAGAAGAUAGUUGUGAUGCCCGAUAGCGCAGUUUGAGUAAUAAAAAUUUGUAUAUAUAUUGUAUUGAUAUAUUAUCUUUACUCAAACUGCACACACACACAAACACACACACACACAUAUACACGUAUGUGUAUGUAUGAGUAUGAAUAUGGAAAUGUAUAUAUAAGCAAUAAUAGCUACUUUUAUAUUUUUUUUUAUUUCACAAAUGCUUGUAUCGAAGACAUGAUUUCCACUUGGGGUCUUACAUGUGGACAGACAGGCAGUGAUAUAAGACAGGACAGGAGAGGAGAUGUGAUGAGGUGUACUAUGUUUGUUCGGAGAGUACAUGGUAUGGACUGAUACAGCCUGUGAGAGAUCUAUACCAGAGACAGACAUAACAUUAUUUAUCAAUGGUCUGGCUCCAGAUACGCUCUGUGUCUGAUACUUUAUAACCUUACCAGGUUCAUUAGCCUGCCAUCGGCCAGUGCUAGGUUUCUGGCACCCAUUGAAAAGACUGAAGCUGGCCUUUUAAAAUCUCUGUUAUACUGCAUUAUUUUAUUAGCAAUGUAUACCUAGUAUCAUAUAGAGUGAAUGGUAUUCAAUGUAAAGGGGGUAUGGUUUAACAAGUGUGCUUCUAUUUGAUAUGAAACUUCUUCAAAUCCUUUACUCUAGAAAGUCUAAACUAGGGUGCCCAAAAAGGACCCACAAAUGUUUUAAAAUUAAAACUUCCAUGAUGAUUUGUCAUUCUAAAGAUAUUCUAAAGGGAUGCAAAGCAUCACGGGAAUUGUAGUUCUACAACAUCUGGGGAUCAGGGCCGGUGCAUCCUAUAGGCAGAUUAGGUGGCCGCCUAGGGCGCUUCUUAAAUGGGGGCGACGGCAGCAGCCUUACUGCUGAUAAGGGCCGCCCCCUCUAUGUUGGGCACAUUCUGCAUUGCGUGUUGCAGGUCGUGGCACCGGGCGCUAAGGAGCACUUACAUAGGGGCACACUAGCGCCUGGUGCCGUCAACUGUCACUGUGUGUGUGUCAGUCUACAUCAGUCAGUGUGUGUGUAUGCUUGGGACAGUGUGUGUUUGUGUAUAUGUCAGUCUACAUACGUCAGUGUAUGUCUGCUUAAGUCAGUGUGUGUGUGUUUGUGUCACUCUGCAUGAGUCAGUGAAUUUAUGUGUGCAUUGGUCACCGAUUGUGAUUGUGUGGACCAUUGAGUUUGAGUGAGUGUGAGUCUCUGUGUGUGUUUUUGUGUGUGUUCCACCUUCUGGGCACCCCUGGUCUAAGCUUUUACUGAUUCCACUGGAAAGCUGUUCUAUGUAUCUACUACCUGUUUUAUAUCAAUGUUAGCCCUUACUGCCUCCACCUGGGAGGCAAUGCCAGGUAUCUACUUCCCUUUCUAUAUCACAGUUGGCCUUUACCUCUCUAAUUGGAAGGCUACUCCAGGGAUCCACUACUCUUUCUAUAGGGUAAGAUGUCUAUUAUUCUGCCAGGGAAUAUUGCAUGUUGUGGACCCCAUAUUGUUGGCCAUGCCUGUCUGCAAUGUAAAUAAUAUAUUUAUUGUGAGAAUUCUAGUGGUACACAUAAGGAAAUAUUGUAGCUUGUAGGGAGUCCAAAUGAAACGCUGACCACUAACUUAAUAACUAACACUUCCUUAUGACACUGGCCUCCAGCUUCCCUUCCCAUGGCUUGCAAGGCGACUAUGUCUUUUAUUUAGCUGGGGCAGACUGGGUCAUUCAGAGCCAACUGAGUGGAAUUGUCUCUUUGAUGGGUUGGGAGAAUAUUGGGUAUUACUCCUAGACGGCUAACAGGCACGUUGGCAAAUAUAUUUUAAUAAGUAUGUAAUCUAUGUAUCGGGCACAUCGGCAGGUCCCAAUAAUUGAAUUGGUGAGAUUUUACGUAAUAGCAGAUGAACGAUGAUGUUUAUUCGUUAGCGCACAGUGUUAUUACAGCUAUGCUCAUUCCGCCACGUGUUUAAAUAUACAAUGUAAGUCCGGCUUGUCUAAGAACACUGUAAACUGUAAUAUUUAAGGGCCUUGCUUAGAGUGAUGGGAUGUGCAGUCCACAGAAUCUGCAGUGCCCAGCUGGCUAUAAAGCCAUCACCUAAAGGAGCAGGAUUCCAUCUGAGAGCACAGUGCUGUACUUAGGUGUGUUCGGUGCUGUGACUGCUAGCUCAGAGCUAGUCCCUGUUACACAGCCCUUCCCUACCUUUUGUGUUUAUACAAUGGGCAGGUAUGACACGGUGACUGUGAAAUCCAUCCUCACCGUUCAGCCCACACCUUCCCCACAUUUGUUUAUACACAGUCACGGUGUCCCUGUUGAUAUGCACGUCAUGCGAUUUUGCAAAACUCUGGACACACUCUUGACAUCAGUGAUGUGUACCCUGGCGACCAGUAUACUCCACUCAACCAAGCGAUGUUUCAUGUAAAACGAACAGCCCAGGAAUGAAACCGUAUAAGAAUAAUCCAUAGAGACAAUGCAUCGUUCUAAAUUUUCACACCUAUUGUUCCCCUGCCACCUGCAGGAUGCUCUGUAGACCAACAGACAGAGCCCUUUGUGAACUUUUUCAGUGCAAGUUUGGACAUAUAAGUACAUCAGAAAAGGUUAAACUCACAUUUAUAUUCAUAUUUUCAUUUAUCAUUAAUGUCCUUAUCAUUUAAACAUUUGCCUCACUUUCACCUAAAUACAUUAUCCCGUGUCCAAUACAAAGGGGAAUUUUGCCUCUCUAUAAGGUACUGUUUAUAUAUGGAGUCUUCUCGAACCAGCUGAGACAAAGAUUUAUAAAUGCACAGUCAGCCAAUCGUCACUAGUGAUGUAACCCGUCGGCCUGUGGACAAUUCGUAUUCAGAUAGCCUGCCUGCGUUGCUGCCUCUGUCCUGUAGACACGUUAGAAGGCUGACAGAGGUUCAGACAAAAAUGCAGAACAUAAGGAAAACCUCAGUCUGCGAAAUCAAAACCAAAAUCCCAUGAAAAUUUAUAAGGGACUGUCUUAUAGAAGAGGCUUUUAUCUAAACAAUGCAUUGUCAGUGCCAGUUUUGAUGGCUCGCCAGGUCUGUGCGUGUUUGUAUACGACACAUACAUCACGGUCUCUGUUUAUCCUGCUUCCCAAACAGAAGUAAUCCUGGUGAUGAGUCACGUUUGUUUAGUAACCGUGUCGUUCUCCCAGAGGAAGAUAUAUUAAUUAUAAAAAAGUUAAUUAACUUUCUCCUCUAACGCAGUCAUUACUGGACGACUUGGCCCAGCCACAAAGAGGUUAAUGUGAUAGCUGCCAACAACUUGGUAGUUCUGCAAAUAACCACCUCAUUGCCUUACAAACCCAUUAAACACAAAUCAAGGUGAUGGAUGGCUAAUGGAGAUCUAACUAGGAAUGUUCUAUUACAACAGGUCACAUCUAGUAUGGGGUCACUGGCUGCAUGCUUAAUGCUUGUACAACCAAUUUGUGCCUGCACAGUGUUCAUUAACCCCUUCUACAAGGGCUGGAUAGCAGAUAUUUAAUGAGAUGGAGGGGAGAGCAGAGAAUGUUCCGUAUCGACAAACAGAUUCUAGCCAACUGGUCACCACCUUACGGCACGCAAUUUCACCAGGCCCGAAAUACAAGACUACAGAGAAAAAUCUGCCCACCUUUAAACAUGUAAAAGUAUUUCCUGAUAAUGGGAAAAACAGUUUGACAUUGAUUGACAACAGUGAUGUUGAAGAAAUUCUACUGUAGCAGCUUGACAAAUUGUCCUGUCAUGUCUUAUGGUCAAACCAACUUCCCCUAGUGACCCAGAUAAGAGCAAUCUCUCCUAAUCUCUAGCGCUGUUAUCGCCACUCAGUGAGGGCUCGUGUUGGAAGAGCAGAUCAAGAAAACCAUCAUGUUGACAAUGUAGGGUAUUUAUAUAACAUUUGAGGUCCAUAGUUGUUGGCUCUCUAAUACAUUGAAGAUCACGCCAUAUCGGUGUCACAUCAACGUAUCACUCAACACCUGGUGCGUUUGGUCCCAAGAGUGUUUUCCGAUGGGGAAGCCUUUAGUUGGACUGGCUUCAGAUUAAAUGCUGGCGUUACUAGAUCUGCAGCUCUUUAUUCAGAGAAGUAUGACAAGAUAGCAUCAGUUAUGUGAGAAGGAAUUGCAUUGUCACUCGCUGACAUCUACCAUGCAUCAUAUAAACUACAAGCCAGUAUUGGCCUACACCUGCCCGGUACAGUUAAUCAUUGGAAUAGGAAGGGUGGCAGGGUGAUUAAGUGCUCCAUUUAUUGUCCUGGACGCUGGUGCAGAUACUGCGUGUUGUGACAGAGCUGGAAGGUACACUGUUAAUAUGACGAUGGUCAAAUGUAGAUCAAAAGAACCUGCAGUUUAUUUGCUAAUCCUGAAAUAUAGCUCUAAUCACUCCGAGACAGCAGACGGAUAAAAGAAACAAUUUGUAAUCGAAGCUCCUACCAGCAGCCCUUCCACUAAACCUUUGAGACUAUAAGCUCUUUCGAGCAGGACUUUUGCAACUUCUUCUUCUUCUUGUUGACUGUACGCCCGUUGUAUAGCACUGCAGCAUUAUGAUGUCUGUUUAUAUCAAUAUUUGCAAGAAGCUUUGUACAGGAAAGAGUCCAAAGACCUUCGCUUUCUACUUGGCUGUGAAGAUUUGCCAGAAUUUCUGCCUGCCCGGUUUAUUUGUCAUCAAAUUCCAUGGUAACACAUCUUAUUAGCAGAGUUUGGGAAGGCCUCCUGUGUUUAACUGAUCGAGGGAAGCACACAGUACAGUUGCCAUUUUACCCUUGGACAUGUUAGUACCUUAGAAAUAAAUAAAUAAUGGGCUAGAGAAAAUGAGUGUGUAUUCGAUAGUAACGUGGUUCAGCUGCGAGGAGGAUAAUUGAUAUAUAGUUUUGUUUUCUCCAGUGCGGUUUGGCCUGUACUAUUACCAUGAGGCCACGUGUGCAACAUAAUUCUUCACCAUUAUUGAGAACUGAUUUACAUACGGUGACACAAUGAUGUAAUCUAAAGCAGACACUUAAAACCUAAUUUCCCUUGAUCAACAUGUUUUAAACCCAGCCUGAACAGCAUGACCGCCAUUUUACAUGUGCGUCGUGCACGCGGUAACAGUAUUUAAAUGACAGCGUUCCUUUAAUAUGAUAUAAAGGAACACGUAGUCUAAAAAUCUAGAAGAGAAUGCUGGGAGUUGUAGUCUGUAGACCGCUGUUGCAUUGAUGUUAAAAAUGCAUUGUCUGUUCCUCUUGUGAACUUCCUUUUACGGUAGCUCAGACGCUUCCUUGCUACAGGACGUAAAAUAAUUCAUUGUAAAUUAUAGUCUAUUAUUACAGCCAAAACCCAGCUUAGAAAUGUGAUCUAGAAUUCUUCACAAUGGCCUCCUCUACCUGAUAACACAAUAAGUGAGAUUCCUUCCCCUGCUAGCUACUUACACUAAUUGUAAUGUGUCUGACAUAGCUUGUUGUUUGAAGAGGGUUUUUUUUUUCUCUGCUCUAAUUAAACAGGAAAUAUUUCCUGCACGUGAAUUACAGAAGAUUGUCUUGUCUGGUUAGAGCUUCCUUUAAAUAUCUUGCUGAAAAGCUGCAGAUUACAACAGGGAGGGGUAGGACUGCGGUAUCUUCUAUAUCGUUUUUACGGUUUUAUUUUCUCUCCUCCAGUGUGAUUUGUGGCAGUCCACCCAUCCUCUUUUAUAUAAACCACAAGAACAUAUCAAAAAUGUUUUUUUUUAUAAGUGUCGCGUGUAGGCAAGAGUUAUUUCCAGUUGCAGAAGAGAGAAGUACCGUCUUAGAAAGCGCAGUGGGUGGAGAAGUAAUGGGCUAAACAAAUAGUGUUACGGUUAAUAAUUCCAGAUCUGUUUCUGACUAUACCAGACACCUCUUUAAAAUUCACUAUAGAAAAUAUAGGGAAGUACCUAUAUUUCCCCAAAAUAAUACCAUAAACUUUAUUCUUAUUGUAUAGGAGAGUACUGUGCAAACAACAUAGAAAGAGGUGAAGCUCACACGGUGACUAUAGUUACCUCCUGCUGUAUAAUAAAAUACCUGUAUAAUAAAAAUGUUAUAGUACAGUAUGUCAAAGUGAAACUUUAAAAGGAGAGGUUAUUGUAACACACAAUAUAUAGAGCCUAUUAUAAGUCGGCUCCAACCGUGGAGGCAUCAAAUAAAAAUUUGUAAAUAAACGCGCUUCAGUUGUUUAGGUCCCGAGAGAGAUGCUUUUUUCUUCAUCAGGAGGGAUGAUCAGAAACCUAAGUAAUUAAAAGAGCACUGUAGGGUCAGGAACACAAACAUGUAUUCCAGACCCUACAGCGUUAUAACCACCAUCUAGCCCCACUGGCCCCCUAAAUAUAGUAAAAUCUUACUUUUAUUCCAGUCUGCUGCUGGCUCUGCCCUUGAUCUGUCUGCUUGGCUGACAUCAUUAGAAGUUAUGAUCUGAGUCAAUUACAAUGCUUUCCCAUAGCAAGCAUUGGGUUGGCUGAGAUUGUCAAGGAGGCAUAUCAGUGGCAGAGCCAGCACAAGCUAAACAGCCCUGUCCAAUCAGCAUCUCCUCAUAGAGAUUAAUUGAACCAAUGCAUCUCUAUGAGGGAAGUCCAUUGUCUACAUGCAGAAGGUGGAGACACUGAAUGUCUGUUGCAUUUGCCCCAGGAAGUACCUCCAGCAGCUAUCUGAGGAGUGACCAAUGGAGGUGUCCCUAGGCUGUAAUGUAAACAAUGCCUUUUGUCUGAAAAAGCAGUGUUUACUGCAAAUAGCCUGAAGGGGCUGACUAUACUCGCCAGAACAAAUUCAAUAAGCUGUAGUUAUUCUAGUGACUAUUGUGUCCCUUUAAUCAAAAUAAGCUUUAUAAGUGUAUACAAAUAAAAUCAAAUAGCAUCAAAGGAAAUAGCACAAUGUAUUUUGACUGGUGCACAGCCUUCCCAGGUGCUUAAUUGCAAAAUAUUGUAAGUCCCGCCCUUCCCUUAAAUGGAAAUUGGAAAUAUGCCAAUUAUAAAAUGGUGGGCACGUCGAAAAGCAUUUUGCUAUUUCUUUUGCCACUAUUUUUUGAUAGUAUGGGAGAAUACUGUAACCUGUGUUACAAUAGUAUAGAAGACUACCAAAAGCUUCAUUCCUGUAAUAUCGGAGAGUCCCCAACCUUUAUUCCUAUAGUAUAGGAGAUUACUGGAACCUUUAUUCCUAUAGUAUUGGAGAGUACCGGUACCUUUAUUCCUAUAGUAUUGGAGAGUACCGGUACCUUUAUUCCUAUAGUACAGUCGAGUACCGGAACCUUUAUUCCUAUAGUAUAGGAGAGUACCGGAACCUUUAUUCCUAUAGUAUAGGAGAGUACCGGCACCUUUAUUCCUAUAGUACAGGAGAGUACCAGAACCUUUAAAACACCCUAUGCUAUAGAAGAGUGUCUACAGUACAGGAGAGUACCGGAAAUUUCUAUAGUACAGGAGAGUACUUAAUUCCUAUAGUAUAGGAGAGUAGCGGAACCUUUAUUCCUAUAGUAUAGGAGGGUACCGGAACCUUUAUUCCUAUAGUACAGGAGAGUACCGGAACCUUCAUUCCUAUAGUAUAGGAGAGUACCGGAACCUUUACUACUAUAAUAUUGGAGAGUACCAGAACCUUUAUUACUAUAGUACAGGAGAGUACUGGAACCUUUAUUCCUAUAGUAUAGGAGAGUACCGGAACCUUUAUUGAUAUAGUAUAGGAGAGUACCGGAACCUUUAUUGAUAUAGUAUAGGAGAGUACUGGAACCUUUAUUGAUAUAGUAUAGGAGAGUACCGGAACCUUUAUUCCUAUAGUAUAGGAGAGUACUGGAACCUUUAUUCCUAUAGUAUAGGAGAGUACCGGAACCUUUAUUCCUAUAGUACAGGAGAGUACCGGAACCUUUAUUUCUAUAGUAUAGGAGAGUACCGGAACCUUUAUUCCUAUAGUAUAGGAGAGUACUGGAACCUUUAUUGAUAUAGUAUAGGAGAGUACCGGAACCUUUAUUCCUAUAGUAUAGGAGAGUACUGGAACCUUUAUUCCUAUAGUAUAGGAGAGUACCGGAACCUUUAUUCCUAUAGUACAGGAGAGUACCGGAACCUUUAUUGCUAUAGUAUAGGAAGUACGGAAGAUUUAUUCCUACUACAGAAGUAGAACCUUAUAGAAGAGUACCGGAAACUUUAUUCUAUAGUAUAGGAGAGUACUGGAACCUUUAUUCUAAGUACAGAGAUUACUGGAACCUUUAUUCCUAUAUAUAGGUAUUGGAACCUUAUUCCUAUAGUACAGGAGAGUACAGACUUAACAUUGAUAUAAUAUUGGAAAUGCGGAACCUUUAUUGCUAUAGUAUAAGGAGAGUACGGAAGCUUAUUCCUAUACUACAGGAGAGUACCAGACUUCUAUAGUAUAGGAGAACCUUUAUUCCCUAUAGUAUAGAUGCGAACCUUUAUUUCUAUAGUAUAGGAGAGUACCGGAACCUUUAUUCCUAUAGUAUAGGAGCGUACCGGAACCUUUAUUCCUAUAGUAUAGGAGAGUACUGGAACCUUUAUUCCUAUACUACAGGAGAGUACCAGAACCUUUAUUCCUAUAGUAUAGGAGAGUACUGGAACCUUUAUUGCUAUAGUAUAAGGGAGUACCGGAACCUUUAUUACUAUAGUACAGGAGAGUACCGGAACCUUUAUUCCUAUAGUAUAAGAGAGUACCGGAACCUUUAUUACUAUAGUACAGGAGAGUACUGGAACCUUUAUUCCUAUGGUAUAGGAGAGUACCAGAACCUUUAUUUCUAUAGUAUAGGAGAGUACCGGAACCUUUAUUUCUAUAGUAUAAGGAGAGUACUAGAACCUUUAUUGAUAUAGUAUAGGAGAGUACGAACCUUUAUUCCUAGGCACUGGAAGUACUGGAACCUUUAUUCUAUAGUAUAGGAAGUACGAACACUUUAUUCCUAAGUACGGAGAGUACGGAACCUUUAUUUAUAGUACUCAGGAGAAGUACAGACACCAUAUGGCUGGGAGAGUACAGAACCUUUAUUUCUAUAGUAUAGGAAGUACGAAGAAUUUAUUCUAUAUACUACAGGAGAGUACAGAACCUUUAUAGAAAGUAAGACUUAUUUAUUACUAUAGUAAAGGAGAGUACCGGAACCUUUAUUCCUAUAGUAUAGGAGAGUACCGGAACCUUUAUUCCUAUAGUAUAGGAGAGUACUGGAACCUUUAUUCCUAUACUACAGGAGAGUAGCAGAACCUUUAUUACUAUAAUAUAGGAGAGUACUGGAACCUUUAUUCCCAUAGUAUAGGAGAGUACCGGAACCUUUAUUCCUAUAGUAAAGGAGAGUACCGGAACCUUUAUUCCUAUAGUACAGGAGAGUACUGCAACCUUUAUUCCUAUAGUAUAGGAGAGUACCGGAACCUUUAUUCCUAUACUAUAGGAGAGUACCGGAACCUUUAUUCCUAUAGUACAGGAGAGUACCGGAACCUUUAUUGCUAUAGUAUAGGAGAGUACCGGAACCUUUAUUACUAUAGUACAGGAGAGUACCGGAAUCUUUAUUUCUAUAGUAUAGGAGAGUACCGGAACCUUUAUUGAUAUAAUAUUGGAGAGUACCGGAACCUUUAUUGAUAUAAUAUUGGAGAGUACCGGAACCUUUAUUGAUAUAAUAUUGGAGAGUACCGGAAGCUUUAUUUCUAUAGUAUAGGAGAGUACCGGAUCCUUUAUUCCUAUAGUACAGGAGAGCACCGGAACCUUUAUUCCUAUAGUAUAGGAGAGUAGCGGAACCUUUAUUCCUAUAGUAUAGGAGAGUACCGGAACCUUUAUUCCUAUAGUAUAGGAGAGUACUGGAACCUUUAUUCCUAUAGUAUAGGAGAGUACUGGAACCUUUAUUCCUAUAGUACAGGAGAGUACCAGAACCUUUAUUUCUAUAGUAUAGGAGAGUACCGGAAGAUUUAUUCCUAUACUACAGGAGAGUACCAGAACCUUUAUAGAAGAGUACCGGAACCUUUAUUCCUAUAGUAUAGGAGUGUACUGGAACCUUUAUUCCUAUAGUAUAGGAGAGUACCAGAACCUUUAUUUCUAUAGUAUAGGAGAGUACCGGAACCUUUAUUGAUAUAAUAUUGGAGAGUACCGGAACCUUUAUUGAUAUAAUAUUGGAGAGUACCGGAAGCUUUAUUUCUAUAGUAUAGGAGAGUACCGGAACCUUUAUUCCUAUAGUACAGGAGAGUACCGGAACCUUUAUUCCUAUAGUAUAGGAGAGUACUGGAACCUUUAUUCCUAUACUACAGGAGAGUAGCAGAACCUUUAUUACUAUAAUAUAGGAGAGUACCGGAACCUUUAUUUCUAUAGUAUAGGAGAGUACCGGAACCUUUAUUCCUAUAGUACAGGAGAGUAGUGGAACCUUUAUUCCUAUAGUAUAGGAGAGUAGCGGAACCUUUAUUCCUAUAGUAUAGGAGAGUACCGGAACCUUUAUUACUAUAGUAAAGGAGAGUACCGGAACCUUUAUUUCUAUAGUAUAGGAGAGUACCGGAACCUUUAUUGAUAUAAUAUUGGAGAGUACCAGAACCUUUAUUGAUAUAAUAUUGGAGAGUACCGGAAGCUUUAUUUCUAUAGUAUAGGAGAGUACCGGAACCUUUAUUGAUAUAGUAUAGGAGAGUAGCGGAACCUUUAUUCCUAUAGUAUAGGAGAGUACCGGAACCUUUAUUCCUAUAGUAUAGGAGAGUACUGGAACCUUUAUUCCUAUAGUAUAGGAGAGUACUGGAACCUUUAUUCCUAUAGUACAGGAGAGUACCAGAACCUUUAUUUCUAUAGUAUAGGAGAGUACCGGAAGAUUUAUUCCUAUACUACAGGAGAGUACCAGAACCUUUAUAGAAGAGUACCGGAACCUUUAUUCCUAUAGUAUAGGAGUGUACUGGAACCUUUAUUCCUAUAGUAUAGGAGAGUACCAGAACCUUUAUUUCUAUAGUAUAGGAGAGUACCGGAACCUUUAUUGAUAUAAUAUUGGAGAGUACCGGAACCUUUAUUGAUAUAAUAUUGGAGAGUACCGGAAGCUUUAUUUCUAUAGUAUAGGAGAGUACCGGAACCUUUAUUCCUAUAGUACAGGAGAGUACCGGAACCUUUAUUCCUAUAGUAUAGGAGAGUACUGGAACCUUUAUUCCUAUACUACAGGAGAGUAGCAGAACCUUUAUUACUAUAAUAUAGGAGAGUACUGGAACCUUUAUUCCUAUAGUAUAGGAGAGUACCGGAACCUUUAUUCCUAUAGUGUAGGAGAGUACCGGAACCUUUAUUCAUAUAAUAUAGGAGAGUACUGGAACCUUUAUUCCUAUAGUAUAGGAGAGUACCGGAACCUUUAUUGCUAUAGUAUAGGAGAGUACCGGAACCUUUAUUACUAUAGUAAAGGAGAGUACCGGAACCUUUAUUUCUAUAGUAUAGGAGAGUACCGGAACCUUUAUUGAUAUAAUAUUGGAGAGUACCAGAACCUUUAUUGAUAUAAUAUUGGAGAGUACCGGAAGCUUUAUUUCUAUAGUAUAGGAGAGUACCGGAACCUUUAUUGAUAUAGUAUAGGAGAGUACCGGAACCUUUAUUGCUAUAGUAUAGGAGAGUACCGGAACCUUUAUUACUAUAGUAAAGGAGAGUACCGGAACCUUUAUUCCUAUAGUAUAGGAGAGUACCGGAACCUUUAUUCCUAUAGUAUAGGAGAGUACUGGAACCUUUAUUCCUAUACUACAGGAGAGUAGCAGAACCUUUAUUACUAUAAUAUAGGAGAGUACUGGAACCUUUAUUCCCAUAGUAUAGGAGAGUACCGGAACCUUUAUUCCUAUAGUAAAGGAGAGUACCGGAACCUUUAUUCCUAUAGUACAGGAGAGUACUGCAACCUUUAUUCCUAUAGUAUAGGAGAGUACCGGAACCUUUAUUCCUAUACUAUAGGAGAGUACCGGAACCUUUAUUCCUAUAGUACAGGAGAGUACCGGAACCUUUAUUGCUAUAGUAUAGGAGAGUACCGGAACCUUUAUUACUAUAGUACAGGAGAGUACCGGAAUCUUUAUUUCUAUAGUAUAGGAGAGUACCGGAACCUUUAUUGAUAUAAUAUUGGAGAGUACCGGAACCUUUAUUGAUAUAAUAUUGGAGAGUACCGGAACCUUUAUUGAUAUAAUAUUGGAGAGUACCGGAAGCUUUAUUUCUAUAGUAUAGGAGAGUACCGGAUCCUUUAUUCCUAUAGUACAGGAGAGCACCGGAACCUUUAUUCCUAUAGUAUAGGAGAGUAGCGGAACCUUUAUUCCUAUAGUAUAGGAGAGUACCGGAACCUUUAUUCCUAUAGUAUAGGAGAGUACUGGAACCUUUAUUCCUAUAGUAUAGGAGAGUACUGGAACCUUUAUUCCUAUAGUACAGGAGAGUACCAGAACCUUUAUUUCUAUAGUAUAGGAGAGUACCGGAAGAUUUAUUCCUAUACUACAGGAGAGUACCAGAACCUUUAUAGAAGAGUACCGGAACCUUUAUUCCUAUAGUAUAGGAGUGUACUGGAACCUUUAUUCCUAUAGUAUAGGAGAGUACCAGAACCUUUAUUUCUAUAGUAUAGGAGAGUACCGGAACCUUUAUUGAUAUAAUAUUGGAGAGUACCGGAACCUUUAUUGAUAUAAUAUUGGAGAGUACCGGAAGCUUUAUUUCUAUAGUAUAGGAGAGUACCGGAACCUUUAUUCCUAUAGUACAGGAGAGUACCGGAACCUUUAUUCCUAUAGUAUAGGAGAGUACUGGAACCUUUAUUCCUAUACUACAGGAGAGUAGCAGAACCUUUAUUACUAUAAUAUAGGAGAGUACCGGAACCUUUAUUCCUAUAGUAUAGGAGAGUACCGGAACCUUUAUUCCUAUAGUACAGGAGAGUAGUGGAACCUUUAUUCCUAUAGUAUAGGAGAGUAGCGGAACCUUUAUUCCUAUAGUAUAGGAGAGUAGUGGAACCUUUAUUCCUAUAGUAUAGGAGAGUACCAGAACCUUUAUUUCUAUAGUAUAGGAGAGUACCGGAACCUUUAUUGAUAUAAUAUUGGAGAGUACCGGAACCUUUAUUGAUAUAAUAUUGGAGAGUACCGGAAGCUUUAUUUCUAUAGUAUAGGAGAGUACCGGAACCUUUAUUCCUAUAGUACAGGAGAGUACCGGAACCUUUAUUCCUAUAGUAUAGGAGAGUACUGGAACCUUUAUUCCUAUACUACAGGAGAGUAGCAGAACCUUUAUUACUAUAAUAUAGGAGAGUACCGGAACCUUUAUUCCUAUAGUAUAGGAGAGUACCGGAACCUUUAUUCCUAUAGUACAGGAGAGUAGUGGAACCUUUAUUCCUAUAGUAUAGGAGAGUAGCGGAACCUUUAUUCCUAUAGUAUAGGAGAGUAGUGGAACCUUUAUUCCUAUAGUAUAGGAGAGUACCGGAACCUUUAUUCCUAUAGUAUAGGAGAGUAGUGGAACCUUUAUUCCUAUAGUAUAGGAGAGUAGCGGAACCUUUAUUACUAUAGUAUAGGAGAGUAGCGGAACCUUUAUUACUAUACUACAGGAGAGUACCGGAACCUUAAUUCCAAUAGUAAAGGAGAGUACCGGAACCUUUAUUGAUAUAAUAUUGGAGGGUACCGGAAGCUUUAUUCCUAUCGUAUAGGAUAAUAGUAACUUCCUUCCUUUACUAUUGCAGAAUACAAUAUUCUUUUUUUCUCUAGUUUAGGAGAGUCACAGACCCAUUAUCCCCUUAGUUCUUGUGUUUAAUGCAUAGAUAGAACACUAAAACUAUGCAAUAAUAAAAUAUUUCCAGAUUUCUGUAGCUGAUUUGUUCCCUAAUGCUGUGCUUUAUGAGUACUGCGAUAUUCUGAUGUAAAAUACUAACAGCUGUACUUCCAGAAACCAAAAGCAGGACAUCAUGCACGGCAGUAAUUUAGGAACUAAAAUGAAACCCUGCAUAAUGGGAGGGAGGGGAAGAUUGAGAGAAAAACACCCAGCUUAACUAGCUGUAACCUGUGGGUGCCUUUAAUGAGAGGUUUUGUUGUUGGAGUGGUAGACACAACAGAUAUUCUUCCAAUAUAAACGUAAAAGAUAGAAUCUGUAUCUCGGUGUGGACUGGAGGAUGCAGCUCCUCUCAUUCUCAGCCCAGCCUGGGGUGAUGAGAGUUGUACUUCCCCUAGAGGCUGACUAUUCAUGCUGUGAAUGAUGUAGUGAUCCCGUACCGUCUGGAGUCUAUAAAGUUGGAUAACUUUCGUUUACAAGCAAGCACAGAUCAAUUACCGUAGAGCCAAGCACGGACCAAGCUGAACUAAUUACCCUGUUAUUUUUUAAUUGAGUAAACGAGCUGAUUGAUGGCUCUGUGAAGGAAACAUGAAAUACACAGAGCUAGGGAAGUUUGACAUUCCCACCUCCCAUGUCACAUUUUGGGAUUGCCAGAGCUGGUCAUGUAAACACAGCACAGUUAUUCACUAAACUGGAACUGACGAGAAAUGAGAUGGGAAUUGUAAAUGGACAAUUUGGAUAGCAUAUUAAAAUAUAUUUAUCUUGGCUAGUUUGGGCUAAAAUGUUAAAUUCCACAGUCAAAUCUCAACAAGUCAACGUUUUUAACGUGAUUAACGUGAUCUUUGUAAAAAUAUAAUUGGUUGGAUUGAAAAGAACAAUAACUAUUUGAAGGCAAAUUCUAGCAUUACGAUUACGAAUAUAUACACUACUAACUAUUCAGAGUUUUCCCCACUAUUUAGAAUGUCAGUUCUGCACUCCAUGAUUAAAUAACUUUAAAACUUCCCUUUAUUCCCUAGUGCUAGCCCUGCUAUGUCUGCUCGUCCCCCCAGCUGAGAUGUUGGCCAAUCCAAUUGUUUCCCAUAGGGCAGUACUGAAAGGCUAGUGCACAUGCACAGCAAUUGCCACGCAAUCAGCACCCCCUUUGAAGAGAUUAAUUGUCUCAAUGCAUCUUCAUGGGGAGCUUUUGGCAUCUACAUGCAGAGCCUGAAGACGUUGAACGUUAGUCCUGCAAAGACUGCAGGACUGUAUCCAGGAAGCUCCUCUCGUGUCUGACAGUGUAGUCACUACAGGUGACAAGAGGCAGUAUUGUAAACCCCAGGGACAGUUUUUCUGUACCAGAACCACUGCAUUAAGCCCUAGUAGUUGUGCAGCUUAGGGUGUCCUUUGAGAUUUUCCUACAAAACUCUUUUACGUGGAGUCCGCUAUACACAGCGUACCUUAGCUCAGUGAUGGCAACUUUGUGAUGACCACAUCUAAUGACUGAGACUGCAAAGAGUUCAUAUCUUGAAAGAUUCAUGUGAACUCUGACCCUGUAAUAAAUGAGAAUUAAAAUUCCCCAAUUGAGGCCAAAUUAGCUGUACUGUAAACAUACAUAACUUGGAGAAUCUUCAUUUUGGCUAUUUAGGCCUAAGUUUUAAAUGGUUUAAUUCCAAACAAUUCACACUUCAUUAAAUAACUGUGCACGCCCUACCUAGUACUCCCUUCCCUAAACUGAAUAUGCUGUGAUGCAGUAUAUGGAAUUGAUGUGAUCCCCGUGAGAAAUUAAUUAAUUGCAAUUAUAAUGAAUUGCUUGAUCUGGUAAUCCUAUUCUCCUAGAAUAAUAAUGAUGCUGUGUUUGUCUUGGGUGGAUCACUAUAUAAUCCCAUAUCUAUAAAUUCUUAAUAUACGAUGUUAGAAGCCGUCACAAUAUCAUUGUGUGGAGUUAGAAAUAAUCCGAUAAUGGUUCCAUAGAGUGAAUUGUACAGUUCCUUAAAGGGACUCUCCAGUGCCAGGAAAACAAACCGUUUUCCUGGUACAGCAGGUCCCCUCUCCCUCUCACCCCCCCAUCCCAGGUUGCUGAGGGGUUAAAACCCCUUCAGUGACUUACCUGUAUCCAGUGCCGAUGUCCCUCGGCGUUGGGUCAGGGUCCGCCCACGCUCCUCCCCCGCCGGGGAGACCAUUGAGCAUGUGCGGCUGGGCAGACCUAAUGCGCAUGCACCGCAAUGCCGCGCACGCGCAUUAGACCUCCCCAUAGGAAAGCAUUGAAUAAUGCUAUCAAUGCUUUCCUAUAGGGAUUUCAGCGACGCUGGAGGUCCUCACAUAGUGUUAUUCUAUGAACACGGAAGCGUCCUCUAAAGCCACUAAAGGAGGACUUAACCCUUCAAGGUAAAUAUUGCAGUUUAUGAAAACUGCAAUAAUUACACUUGUAGGGUUAAGGGUAGUGGGAGUUGGCACCCAGGCCACUCCAAUGGGCAGAAGUGGUCUGGGUGCCUGGAGUGUCCCUUUAAAAAUCUCACCUUUUUGGCUUUUCAUCCUUUCGUAUAAUAACACAGAUAAAGGGAAACUGUCACUUCCUAGUAAUUUAAUGUUAUGUUUAUUUAUCCCUUUAUCUAACAAAAAUGUGUUUCCGAGAUCUGAAAAAUGAAAUUAAAGUAACACUCAAAACACUUAAAGCAGUUUAGCUUGCUAAAAUGGUUUGUGUGAAGAAAAAGUGCAGGUUUCAAUUGGCAGAUUUAUAAAUUAAUAUUGUUACACCCCUUCCGUCUGUCAAUCAGACAACGGUCCUGUUACUUCCUGGUUUGUUUAUCUCAAAUUGAGCUACAUUGGGAAGUCUGAUUGGACAGCCACAGAAAGUCUGACCUGGAGAAGAAGAGGAGUACUUGCAAAGACUGCAGACAAGAGAACUGCAGCUUUUGCCAGCUCUUUUUAGAUAUGACCCCAACAAAUGCAUGUAUGUUUUCAUUGGUGUAUCUACAAAAUAGGGAUGGCUAUUUUUUGUUUUAUAAUUUGUAGAGUGUUGCUUUAAAUCUAGAAACCACAUUACUGUAUUUACCUCUAUCCUGGAACUAAAUACCUCCAUCGUGGACCCCUGCAAAUCAGGGGUGUUUCUAGGAUUAAAAAAUAUACAGUGGGCUUGAGCCCAAAUAAUUUUGUGUCCCCUUCCUAAAGCGCCACCCUUUGCCCCUCCCAAAAUACCACCCCUUGCUCUUCCCACCAAUUACCCCUUAACACACCUCUUGACACAAUCACACACUGGAGGUAGAGUGCCUCCAUCAGAAUCUGUUGUUCCCGCUGUCUCGCCCUCGGCCUCCUCGCUCCUCAAUCCCCACCAUCACACUUUCCAAUUACUGACGACCUACCCCUCCCAAAUGCUUGUUUCUCUUGCUCAUUUGCAUCAUGUGCCCUGGCUGUGCCAGGAUUUUAACUGAGCAGUAUUGCUUUUUUCAAUUCUAACAGUGUAUCACAUGGAAAAAAGGUUAACACAAGAUAUAGGUAGUUUUCAUAUUCUUAUUCAAUGGUGUCAUUUUAACAAAUGUGAUGGGUUCUCUUUGAAAGGAGACAAAGCACUGACACCUACUUUGGGUAGUGUAGCAGUCUUCCAUGGUUACUCAGUGCUGCCCUCAGCUAUUAUUUUUGGAAAACAGUUAACAAGUUAGAAAGCAGCUUUGUUGGCAAUCAAAUUAAAAUCUGCCGCUAGCGUCUUAAGAAAAGGGAGUAUUAUCACCCUUCCCAGGGUAUUCUAAUGCAGUUACAGACCAGUUACCUGUGGUUAGAGAUAAGGCCUCACUUCCCCUGCCCAGAGAAGAGAGUUUUGGCACAGAUUACUUGUAUUUAGUUGUCUUAACCAAAGUCAGCAGGAUCAACCUGGAUAUGCCCCUGGUACAUCCAUAAUCUGUGAAUUUAGUUCUCCAGAAUGACCAAGUGUAUUCUUUGAAGGAAAGUAUCACAAAUUGUCACCUCACUGGGGUCAACUAUGUUGAUUUACUCUGCAGGUUUAUUAUGCCCUGGUGACGUAUGUUGACCAUUUUAGAAAUGUUGAUAUAUCCUGGCUAUUUUAGAAGAAAGAAGUAGGGAGGUGAUCCAGAAAAAUGUAUCUCACAGGGCAGAGCUCUGCUGUUUCAAAAUGUCCCACUAUCUCCAGUUCUGUCUAUAUAAGGAAGUCAAAUGUGAUUAAGCUGAUUGAUCAAGACUGUGUUGACAUGAAAGCAUUGGAGUGGGUAUAUUUUAGAUAUAUGUACAUAGUAAUACUACUUUUGUUUUUUUUUGUUUUCUGCAGGCCAUGGAGUUCAGUUCCAAAGACCUGGCUUUACAGGCACAGAAGAAGAUACUCAGCCGUGUGGCCACCAAGUCGAUGGUCAACAUGUUCAUUGAUGAGACCAGCAGCGAAGUUCUAGAUGAGCUGUACAGGGUUUCCAAAGAGUACACAAAGAAUAAGACAGAGUCACAAAAAGUCAUCAAGGACUUGAUAAAGGUGGCGGUCAAAAUAGGUGUAUUGUAUCGACACAACCGUUUCAGUCCCGAGGAGCUGGUGUUGGCCAAUGAUUUCAAGAACAAGUUGCACAAUGGAGCCAUGACUGCCAUUAGCUUUUAUGAAGUGGAAUUCACUUUUGAGAAAGGCGUUUUGCCUCAGAUACUUAUGGAGUGUAAAAACUUACUUCUUCGUCUUGUGGAGAAACAUCUGACACCUAAAUCACUUGGGCGAAUCCAACAUGUUUUCAAUCACUUUGCAGAUCAAGAGAUGCUGACCCAGCUCUACAACCCAAAGGGGGAAUUACGACCCCAUCUGCAGAAAAUCUGCAAUGGAAUGAACAAACUAAUUGACGAAGGCAAAUUGUGAAGAGAUAUGUAAAUAAUGCAAUGAGGGAACAAAGGAAGUACGCAUGAGGUUUCUGGCCCAGUUAUGCGUGGACCUUGAGAGACAAUAAUGCUUCUUAAUUAAUUGAAGCUCCAUGCCAAAGGGACACAUAGGCUGCAUUGCAAUAACAGCUGGGCUACUAUUGUACAGCAAGCCAUGGAUAUAAUAUUGCACAUUUUAACAGGCGUGCUAUUUUAUUUUUGUAUUCAGGCUGUUUAUAAAAGUUUAAAUUAAGAUAAAAUAUAUAUGGGGGAAAAAGAGGAACUCUUUUAUUAAGCAUAUUGAGACUCCAGAAGAAACCAGAAGGUCACAUCAGUUUCCAGUACUUCUUAAGAAAAAAAUAUAUAUAUAUGUGUGUGUGUGUUUUAAAUAUAUAAGAUCAGUUUUACAUUUCUAAAUGUUCUGGUUAUCUGACACUGGAGUUUUGAACCAUGUUGUGUUCACAUUUUAACUGCUCAGCACAAAUCUUGCAGAUUGGCAUAAACAUUAUAUUAAAAUGCUCUGUGGACCUUGUACGUUUGGCCAAUCAAAGGUUUUUUUUUUUUUUUUUUCUGUUUGUUUGUAUCUGUUUUGUUCAAAAUGUUGAGAAAGACGUUGCCAAGUUUUACUUCCCUUUAUGAUGAAAUACAGAUUUUAUUUUGAUGUAAGAUUGUGUGUAGUUUCAGGACAUCCUGUAAUAUUUCGUUUCAGUCAGUAAUGUAAAAUGUAUGUAAUUUUCAUGCUAUCUUAAAAGAUACAUGUAGUUUCCAAAUGUCCUGGGAUGUGCAUGUACUUUCAGACUGCCCUGUACCAUACAUGUAGUUUUAGCCUGUUUUCUAACACAUAUACUUACAGAUUGUUUGAUGUAUGUAGUUUUAUAACAUCAUAUAGGAUACAAACUAUUCAGUAACAUCCAAGUAGUUUCAGACUGUCCUGUAAGAUACAUGCAGUUUCUCUCUGUCCUGUAAGAUACAUGCAGUUUCACCCUGUCCUGUAAGAUACAUGCAGUUUCACCCUGUCCUGUAAGAUACAUGCAGUUUCACCCUGUCCUGUAAGAUACAUGCAGUUUCAGGCUGUCCUGUAAGAUACAUGCAGUUUUACUCUGUCCCUUAAGAUACAUGCAAUUUCACCCUGUCCUGUAAGAUACAUGCAGUUUCAGGCUGUCCUGUAAGAUACAUGCAGUUUCAGGCUGUCCUGUAAGAUACAUGCAGUUUCACCCUGUCCUGUAAGAUACAUGCAGUUUCAGACUGUCCUGUAAGAUACAUGCAGUUUCAGGCUGUCCUGUAAGAUACAUGCAGUUUCAGACUGUCCUGUAAGAUACAUGCAGUUUCAGGCUGUCCUGUAAGAUAUAUGCAGUUUCAUGCUGUCCUGUAAGAUACAUGCAGUUUCAGGCUGUCCUGUAAGAUACAUGCAGUUUCAGACUGUCCUGUAAGAUACAUGCAGUUUCAGACUGUCUUGUAAGAUACAUGCAGUUUCACCCUGUCCUGUAAGAUAUAUGCAGUUUCACCCUGUCCUCUAAGAUGCAUGCAGUUUCAGGCUGUCCUGUAAGAUACAUGUAGUUUCAGACUGUCCUGUAAGAUACAUGCAGUUUCAGACUGUCUUGUAAGAUACAUGCAGUUUCAGACUGUCCUGUAAGAUAUAUGCAGUUUCAGGCUGUCCUGCAAGAUACAUGCAGUUUCAAGCUGUCCUGUAAGAUACAUGCAGUUUCAGACUGUCUUGUAAGAUACAUGCAGUCUCACCCUGUCCUGUAAGAUAUAUGCAGUUUCAGGCUGUCCUGUAAGAUACAUGCAGUUUCAGGCUGUCCUGUAAGAUACAUGCAGUUUCAUUUGGUUUCUGGCUGUCCUGUAUGAUGUGUAGUUCCAAUAUAUCCAGGGUGUAUUGUGAUAAGACACUGUGUGUCUCCAUUACACCUCUUAUGUAUAGUGUUUCUGUCAAUGACUCUCUGUAAUGUGUAUUAACAAUGAAUCUGAAUAAUAGAUUCACCAUAACAACAUUGAACCUGUGUGCCUUUGCUUUUAGUAAGACCAAAGGUAAAUAAAUGUACCAUGAGUUAUGUC
Molecule: messenger RNA, 38928 nt
Organism: Pelobates cultripes (western spadefoot toad)
Lineage: Eukaryota; Metazoa; Chordata; Amphibia; Anura; Pelobatidae
Source: the annotation of a GenBank genome assembly